AUGGCAAUAAAGUCUAACUGUAACAUUAAAUUAGAAUAUGAUAUGGUUCAGACAAAGCAAGAUUGCUUAUGUGUUUUGGUUUCUUUCAACCAAAGUUCUUGCUGGAAGAAGAAGCUUCCACUAUCUUAUGGAAGAAAUGAUCAAGUAGUAAAAGGAAUUUCUGUCAUGAAAUUGAUGAAAAACGAUCCUUUUUCUUCCAUUUCAAAUCAAAAGAAAGAUCAUGAAACUUUGAUUAUUGUAAUUUCGGUUCUUUUAGGAAGCUCUAUGCUUGUCAUUGUGACAUUACUUGGAGCAAUGUUUUUUGGGUUUCCUUACAACCGCAAUAUGAUAAAAAGUUGUAGAACCAACAAAAAUGUUGUUGACAAUAACUUGCGCAAUUUUAGCUUCAAGGAAAUCGUUGAAGCAACGAGUAACUUCAGAGAGGAACUUGGAAGAGGGUCUUGUAGCGUUGUGUACAAAGGAACAAUAGAGAUGAUGGUUGAUGUAGCCGUUAAGAAACUUGAUAAGUUGCUUCAAGAUAGUGAUAAGGAAUUUCAGACCGAAAUGAGUGUGAUAGGACAAACUCAUCACAGAAACCUUAUUCGUCUUCUUGGAUAUUGCAAUGAGGGACAACAUCGGGUUUUGGUUUACGAAGGUCUUGUAUACUUGCAUGAAGGAUGUUGCACCCAAAUCAUCCAUUGUGAUAUUAAACCCCAAAAUAUACUUCUAGAUGAUCACUACAAUGCUAGGAUUUCAGAUUUUGGGUUAGCAAAGCUAUUGCUGAUUAAUCAGAGCCACACCGAAACUGGAAUUAGAGGAACCAAAGGGUAUGUUGCGCCAGAUUGGUUUAGGAGUGCACCAAUCACUGCAAAAGUUGAUACUUAUAGUUUUGGUGUAUUGUUGUUAGAGAUCAUUUGUUGUAGGAAAAAUGUAGAGAAGGAAUUUGUUAAUGAAGAACAAGGGAUUUUAACUGAUUGGGCUUAUGAUUUCUAUAAGACUAAAAGACUUGACAAUCUCUUAGAAAAUGAUAAUGAGGUCGGAAAUGACAUGAUGAGUUUGGAAAAGUUAGUCAUGAUUGUUAUUUGGUGUAUUCAAGAAGAUCCUUCUCUUAGGCCAACAAUGAAGGAGGUUUUACUGAUGUUAGAAGGAAUAGUCGAAGUUGUUUUUCCCCGAAGUCCCUAUCUUUAUGGUUCUGUAUCUAUUGAUUCAGACACAUAUUCAGACACAAUAAAUUCUAAGAAAACCCAGAAAGCUAUUCGGGUCAUGGAGAUUUUGGAAAAGCACGGCCAGGCUGAUGUUUUUGCGUAUGAAGCACUUUUAAAUGGGUACUGUAAAGCUGAUAUAGUUGAUGCUGCCAAUAAGGAAUGCCUCUGCACUAUGGGAGUUCUAUUUAACUACUACUGCACUUUACUUUGUAACUUCCAUUUUAUAAGAUUUGUGAAUCAUCCCAAUUUCGUUCAAGUAACUGCUACUGAUGUUGUUAUUGGUGAAGCAACUGUGAUUGUGAUUGGAAACAAUGUUACAAUUUUGUAUGAUGCAUCUAAGGUGUUUGAUGAAAUUUCCGAUAGAACUUUGAUCUUAAAAGUUUCUGGUUUGUUAAGAGGGGGUUUAAAUAUUGGUGAAGUGGGCUGUCCUCCAGAUGCAAUUUCUUAUAAUAAUAACUACGCCAAUGUGCAGCUUAUUCUAGAGAUUGCCGAGAUAACUCAUGUUGAUGCGGUAUGGCCUGGUUGGGGUCAUGCAUCAGAGAAUCCUGAGCUACCAGAUGCAUUAAAAGCAAAAGGAAUUGUAUUUCUUGGGCCUCCUGCAGUAUCUAUGGGGGCAUUGGGAGAUAAAAUUGGUUCAUCGUUGAUCGCUCAAGCAGCCAAUGUGCCAACCCUUCCAUGGAGUGGUUCACAUGUGAAAAUUCCUCCUGAAAGCUCCUUGAUUACUAUUCCUGAUGAAAUCUACCGAGCAGCAUGUGUUUAUACAACAGAAGAAGCAAUUGCAAGUUGUCAAGUUGUUGGAUACCCUGCAAUGAUCAAGGCGUCUUGGGGUGGUGGUGGUAAAGGCAUAAGAAAGGUUCAUAAUGAUGAUGAGGUAAGGGCAUUGUUCAAGCAAGUUCAAGGUGAAGUUCCGGGAUCACCUAUAUUUAUAAUGAAAGUUGCUUCCCAGAGCCGGCAUCUUGAAGUCCAACUGAUUUGUGAUCAGUACGGAAAUGUUGCAGCUUUACACAGCCGUGAUUGCAGUGUUCAACGAAGGCAUCAAAAGAUUAUUGAGGAGGGUCCGAUUACUGUAGCACCCCCAGAAACGGUGAAAGAACUUGAACAAGCGGCUAGAAGAUUAGCUAUAUCUGUAAAUUAUGUUGGGGCAGCUACAGUUGAGUAUCUUUAUAGCAUGGAAACUGGCGAGUACUACUUUUUAGAGCUGAACCCCCGUCUACAGGUUGAGCAUCCUGUUACUGAAUGGAUAGCUGAGAUAAAUCUGCCAGCAGCACAAGUUGCCGUUGGGAUGGGUAUCCCUCUCUGGAAAAUUCCCGAGAUUAGGCGUUUCUAUGGGAUGGAACAUGGUGGAGGGAAUGAUGCUUGGAGGAAAACAUCAUUUUUAGCUACCCCUUUUGAUUUUGACAAAGCACAGUCUACAAAGCCAAAGGGUCAUUGUGUGGCUGUGCGAGUGACUAGUGAGGACCCCGAUGAUGGUUUUAAGCCUACAGGCGGGAAAGUGCAGGAGCUCAGCUUUAAAAGCAAACCAAAUGUUUGGGCUUACUUCUCUGUUAAGGCAAUUAUAUGUUUGCAUUCUGGAGGAGGAAUCCAUGAAUUUUCAGAUUCUCAAUUUGGACAUGUUUUUGCCUUUGGAGAAUCGAGGGCUUUAGCAAUUGCAAAUAUGGUUUUGGGGCUGAAGGAAAUUCAAAUUCGAGGAGAAAUUCGUACUAACGUUGAUUAUACAAUUGAUCUUCUGAAUGUAAAUUUUUAUCAUGAUGACAAGGUAAUGAAGUUUUGUAAAACAGGUUGA
Molecule: messenger RNA, 2967 nt
Organism: Vicia faba (fava bean)
Lineage: Eukaryota; Viridiplantae; Streptophyta; Magnoliopsida; Fabales; Fabaceae
Source: the annotation of a GenBank genome assembly